Messenger RNA from Cladocopium goreaui, 957 nucleotides. Lineage: Eukaryota; Dinophyceae; Suessiales; Symbiodiniaceae. The record is from the annotation of a GenBank genome assembly.
AUGGAAUCCUUCCUGGACAUUCUGCAUCCUUCGCAGAACUUCCCAAUGUCACCUGGCAUUUUUCAGCCGGAGAACGAGGAGCCGAAGGAUGUGAACCUUUUGAAGGACCUGGACGACGACAUGAAUGCGGAUGUCCCUCGAAAGGUGGCUUCGUCCGCUAGCGUGGUCUCGGAAGCAAGCGUGGCUGCCACGUGGCAGCGAUGGGGACCAUGCCGGAACGAGUCAAGUCAUGACAUGGUUAGCGAUGCCAGCAGCCCCGGGACGUCCAGUGUGGUCUCAAGCACCGGCUUGAGCCAGGCAUCCAGGACCAAACCCAAGGCCAAGAAGAAGACCAACGGCACCAUUGCUUUAGAGCCCGAUCGUGUUGGCAUAUUCAAAGACGAAGCACCAGCAGUUCCUGAUCGUGAUGGCAAAGACAGUGACGAAACGCCACCAGUGCCCGAGCGUGAUGGCAAAGUCAGUGACGAAGCGCCACCAGUGCCCGAACGUGAUCUCACCUUCAUGGAUGAAGUUGACAUUGAUCCACUGCCAGCUUGCUCACUAGAGGAAAAGGUGGAACAACUGGUGGUUCAUGUUGAGGUGGAGGACAUGGCUCACCCGUGCUUGGCGGAGUCCCAUCUGGCACCCGUGUUCCAUUUGGAGUAUACCGGGUUGCUGUACUUGGGAACUGGACCUAGCAUCCACUUGAUAACCAUGCCCAGAACCAGUGACAUCACCAUCGGAUUCAUCCGGCAUACGACCCUGUGUUCUCUCACCACCACGCUGAUUCUGCAUUCCAAGUUCCAGAUUUGCCGCAGUGAUCUCUCUCUGCGUCCUCCUGCUCGGCGGAGUCACGAAAGAACCUCCAUGACCUUUCGAAGCAGCCAGCAAAGUCGACGAUCCACCACGUCCCUUGCCGAUGACGCCUUCACUACGAAUUGGCUGAAACUCCACAGGCGAGACAGCUUCGGGCAGUGA